Molecule: messenger RNA, 1432 nt
Organism: Vigna angularis (adzuki bean)
Lineage: Eukaryota; Viridiplantae; Streptophyta; Magnoliopsida; Fabales; Fabaceae
Product: protein LIGHT-DEPENDENT SHORT HYPOCOTYLS 5
Exons: 1
Coding region: 401-1060 (219 amino acids)
Biological process (GO): mRNA transcription; response to light stimulus
Cellular component (GO): nucleus
Source: RefSeq, a predicted model, not a curated record
UUGUCCAAAUUCAAUUACUAUUAUUAUUAUUUCUAUGGCUUUUUCUCUUUGACUCCAAAGACCAAAACAGUGAAUUUAAUGCUCCCUUUUCCACUUUUCUCCUCUCUCCCUCCCUCUUUCUUUCUUUCUCAUGAAAAAGAAACCAAAAGCCAGAAAUCCUUUCCCAUGAAAACAUCAACCUCAAACCCUCUUCACCCUCUCAUUCAUUCACACUCCCCAAAAACAAAACUUGUUUCUUUCACUUCCAUAUACCCCAAAACAAAACCAAAAACCACACUCACCUAAAACCUCACUUCCUCAAUCCAAAACAACAAAAAAAAACACUGUUCUCUCAGAUCACACCACAAAACACACACUCACCUAAACUCAACCAACCUCAGUGUUCUACAAGCCCUUCACCAUGGACUCAUCAUCAGGGGGAUCACAACCCCAACCACCAUCUACCACAGAACCCACAGCUCCACCACAAUCUCAAGGAUCAUCACCAGCCCUACCACCACCACCACCACCACCAAGCCGCUACGAAUCCCAGAAGCGUCGAGACUGGAACACCUUCUUUCAGUACCUGCACAACCACAAGCCCCCAUUGACGUUAGCACGGUGCAGUGGAGCACACGUCAUUGAAUUCUUGAAGUACUUGGACCAGUUUGGCAAAACCAAGGUCCACAUGUCCGGGUGUCCCCACUUCGGACACCCUAACCCUCCUGCACCCUGCGCUUGUCCACUCAAACAAGCGUGGGGCAGUCUCGACGCUCUUAUCGGACGACUCAGAGCAGCCUACGAAGAAAAUGGCGGUCGCCCUGAAUCUAAUCCGUUCGGCGCUAAGGCUGUUAUGAUUUACCUUAAGGAAGUGAAGGAGGGCCAGGCCAAAGCCAGAGGGGUCCCCUACGAGAAGAAGAAGCGAAAGAGAAGCACCACAAGAGUGUCUAAGGUUAGUGAUAGUGGUGCUGCCACUAGUAUAGUUCUUCAAGUGAGCGCCAACAAUGAUAGUAAGGUUGGUGUUGAUGCUGCUUCCAGUGCUAGUUUACCUUCUUCAACAACAACCACAACCACAGCAUAAUUUCAAUCAUUGCUUAUUGAUUUUUACCAUUUUUUAGGGUUACUUGCUAUACCUAUAUUUAGCUUUCUAAAUUACACGGCUUAUUAUAAUUUAAGUUGUAUAUUAUAUUAUUAUAUUAUGAUGCUUUUCCAUAGUUGUCUCAUGCUCAAUCAUUCUAGUCUUUAUCAACUGUUCAACUAGAAUUAUUGGUUGUAUUUCACAUGGCACUUCAUCGCUAGGUUUCUUCUCAUUUGAGAUAUUUAUUAUUUUGUUUUGUUUUGGGGAGAAAGGGGUUAAUUAUGUUUAUGAUUGAAGAACUCAAAUGAAUUAGUCCAUUGUAAAGGAACUAAAUGCUUUCAUUUUCAUGAAUUUAGAUUCAGUUCUUUGUUUUUA